Molecule: messenger RNA, 2872 nt
Organism: Daphnia carinata
Lineage: Eukaryota; Metazoa; Arthropoda; Branchiopoda; Diplostraca; Daphniidae
Gene: LIMK1
Product: LIM domain kinase 1-like
Exons: 10
Coding region: 45-2303 (752 amino acids)
Biological process (GO): actin cytoskeleton organization; protein phosphorylation
Cellular component (GO): nucleus; cytoplasm
Molecular function (GO): ATP binding; protein binding; protein serine/threonine kinase activity
Source: RefSeq, a predicted model, not a curated record
GUAACCGAACAGAAUUCAUUCCUGACAUUGUUGUGCAAAACGCAAUGGAAACCACAAAUGAUGUGGCUAAACCAAAUGUUUGCGCAGCCUGCCUUAAUCACAUCCAUGACAAUGAAUAUAUUGAAGCACUGAAUAAAGAAUGGCACAGUGACUGCUUCAGGUGUUCUGUGUGUGACGAAACCCUCUCAGAUUGGUACUUUGAAAAGGGUGACAUUUUAUUUUGCCAGAUGCACUAUUGGGCAAAAUAUGGACAGUCCUGCCAGCAAUGUUCCCAGUUGAUAACUGGGGGCCCUGUCAUGGUAGCAGGAGACCACAAAUUUCACCCGGAGUGUUUUCAGUGUAGUUCGUGUCGCUGCUUUAUAGGAGAUGGGGACUCGUAUGCUCUUGUUGAACGAUCGAAACUUUAUUGUGGGUCCUGCUACAAGAGACAAAUGCAACCUCUAAGUCAAAAGGUAACAGGUGGACCCGGCGUCAUCAGGAAACCACACUCGAUCCAACUUUUGGCUCUGGGUCCGGUACCAGAAGGACAGCGUCAUCAUAUCAAAUUAGCCGUUCAAGAUGACGCAAUGAGCAAAAUCCCCACUUUAUCUGAUGUUUACCGAGGGUUGCGGAUAUCUGAGCUUGACACCAGUAGCGAUCUUAUGUCUCUUCACAUUGGCGACCGGUUGCUUGAAGUGAAUGGAAUGCCAGUUAAAAACCAGCCCUUAGAGAAAAUCGAAAGUUUACUUCGUUCGCCUGAAUCUACGUUGCAGUUGACAAUAGAACAUGAACCAGAAACAACAGUUUCACGGUCAAGACGACAGAGCGCUCCACCACUUAAUGUUUUACGGGGUUGCGCCGAUAUCUUGUCGCAAAAGCUUGCAGCAACUUUCCCACGUGACAAGAUAUCACGGGAUAAGGAAAGAGCUGAACGUAUGUUUAAAUUAGCCGCUGUUGGCCGCACACGGCAACGAUUGCGCAAUCCACGGGGUACCCGUGAACGAUCUUCCUCCAUGCCUAGGCUGUUGGACAGUUCUUCAUUAGAUCCAGAUGUGUCGGUGAAUGUGAACCAUUUCAACUAUAACCGGCUCAAAAGUCCAGGCGAUCGUGACUAUCGAGAUGAAGAAUGCGAAUUAUCACGGACUCAAUCGUUUCGCGUUAACCCUCACAGCCGAAAGAAUAUUCACACACAGAAAAUAUUCCGGGCAUCAGACCUUGUCCUAGGUGAACUCAUCGGUUCGGGUUUCUUUGGACGCGUAUUCAGAGUGACACACCGAGAAACGAAUCAAGUCUAUGUCUUAAAAGAACUCUACCGAGUUGAUGAAGAAGCUCAAAAUAAUUUUCUCAAAGAGGUGGCGGUGAUGCGGACGCUUAGUCAUAAUAAUGUCCUACGUUUCAUUGGCAUCCUGUAUAAAGAUAAACGUCUUAAUCUAGUGACGGAAUUUAUCGCUGGUGGAACACUAAAAGGAUUAUUACACGAUUCAAACGAGCCACUGCCAUGGGAACAACGAGUCUCGUUCGCAAAAGACAUAGCAGCUGGAAUGGCUUACCUCCAUUCUAAAAGCAUCAUCCAUCGUGAUCUUAAUUCCAAUAAUUGCCUAGUGAGAGAAGAUCGUUCAGUGGUGGUUGCAGAUUUUGGGUUGGCCAGAAUCAUGCGAGCCGAUAGCCCGUCACGGACCAUUGCACCCAACGGGCGUGGAUUGAUGGGAUGUCGUAAUAGCACAACCCCUUCACCAUCUACACGAAGACCAAAGAAAUAUGAACGAAAGAAAAGAUACACCGUAGUAGGAAAUCCUUAUUGGAUGGCUCCGGAAAUGUUGACGGGCAAAAAGUACGAUGAAAAAGUGGACAUCUUUAGUUUUGGCAUUGUUCUUUGCGAGAUUAUUGGACGAGUUGAAGCAGAUCCGGAUUACUUGCCGCGAUCGGGCGACUUUGGUCUCAACCAGACUGCGUUUCGUGAAAAGUUUUGUCACAAUUGCCCGGAACCAUUUUAUCGAAUUGCAUUCCUCUGUUGCGAUCUCAAUCCAGACAAGCGGCCUCCCUGCGAAGUCAUUGAGGACUGGCUUGAAAGUCUAGCACUCCAUUUAGCCGAAGGUGCGGCCAUUCCACAGGAUCUUCGUGUUGACAUUUACACAUACGCUGGUCGAAGUUCCAGUUCGUCUGAAUCGACGACACCGACGGAAGGUGUCUCGCCUGAAAUCCGUUCCACUCCCAUGACACCUAUUUCGCCAUUGCGCACAAUCUGCGAAGCGACGCACGAUCUGACGUUGGAAAGUCCUCCUGCUUCGCCUAGCUAUUGCACUGUCGACGUUGCUCAUCUCUGAUUUGAACAUAACAAUAAUGUAAGUAAAAGCAUUUAGCUAAAUUAAUACCUUAAGCAUUACCUGCCGAAGGUUGGCAUCCGGUGCAUGAAACUCGAUGCCAAUCGUCCUGUCGACGCGUCCAGCUCCAGUAUUUCCUUUCCGCAAUCAUUUGACAGGGUUUCCUGGAGCCAUUUUAAUUCUUCUCAGGAUAAUCCUAUUUUUCUUUCAAAUCUUUUUGCUUUUUGUUUCUAAGAAAACAUCUGUGUUUUAUUAUUAUUCUACCUGAUUUACAAAGUCGCCCAAUCCAUCAUAUCCUUUCGCUUCAGCGUCAUGAGGAAGGGCAAGAAUUUUCUAAUAUUCUUCAUCCCUUUUGUAAACGGAAUGUCAUAAUGGAUUUGAUCGAUUUUCAUAAACAUGGUUUAUUCAUUCUCUCAAGUAUGUGUAUAUUCCGGCCGACAUGUUAUCGAUUGACAAAAAGGUUUCCUUAACUUUGUUAUCAGAUAUUAUAAAUAUAUUUGUAAUGUAUAAAAGUUGUGUAAUGGUGCCACGCACUAACAGAAUCUAAAAUUAUAAUACGGAGAUUCCUUUCA